Rana temporaria (common frog) is the source of this 2468-nucleotide messenger RNA. Its product is annotated as all-trans-retinol 13,14-reductase-like. Bases 190 to 2001 code for a protein of 603 amino acids. The transcript is spliced from 11 exons. Gene Ontology annotation, molecular function: oxidoreductase activity. NCBI's taxonomy places the organism in Eukaryota, Metazoa, Chordata, Amphibia, Anura, Ranidae. The record is from RefSeq and is a predicted model, not a curated record.
UUUGUAAGUACACAGCAUAUUUAGUUUGUACCACAACUGUGAGAGAUCUACUGCUGUCUGUGUAUUCUGCAUAUUUAAUAUCUGUGUAAUUUAUAGUAUAGUACAUGGUGGUGAGUGUAACUAAAGAGGCUCUUUUCUGCACUAGACCUCCCCAGCUUGUAGGUGGAGUUGUUGUAAGUACACCCUACAAUGGCACUGUGGAUGAUGUGCGUACUCCUAGGUGUACCUCUGCUGCUGCUGUAUUUGAUUCUACGGUUUUAUUAUGGAUGGGGUAGUCUGUUUCGAGAAGAUUUUGUUCAGCCACCCAAGCCGCUUGUCCAUGACAAGAGGAGCCGAGACAAAGUACUUAAACAAGGUUUCUCCCAGGACAAGAUCCCCCCAAACCUGGAUGCGUUGGUCAUCGGCAGCGGUGUCGGAGGCCUGACAGCGGCUACUGCUCUUGCUAAGGCUGGUAAAAAGGUUCUUGUACUGGAGCAGCAUGACCAGGCUGGAGGGAGUUGUCACACUUUCCAAGAACGUGGAUUUGAGUUUGAUGUGGGACUGCACUAUGUGGGGCAGAUGCAUGAAGGAGGAAUGCUACGGGUGAUCAUGGAUCAGUUAACAGAAGGACAACUUCAAUGGAACCUCUUAGGACCUCAGUAUGACUCUAUUAAGAUAGGCCAUAAGGUCUAUCGACUGUAUUCAGGAAAAGCUGAAUUCCCCGACAUGCUGAAGAAGCAGUUCCCUGGAGAGGAGGAAGCUAUUGAGAAGUUUGUUGCCUCGAUGAAGACCGCAGUUCGCCAUGUGCCCUUGGUGGCAGUGUUGAAGAUGAUGCCUCAGUGGCUUGCCUUGCUUCUGGUGAAAUCUGGUCUUCUCCAUUGGUUCUCACCAGUAUUUCGGCUUGCAGAGUCCAGUCAUCAGGAGGUGAUCAGCAGGCUGACCAGUAAUAAGGAUCUGCAGACUAUCUUCAGCUAUCUCUUCUAUGGUGUGCCUCCAAAUGACUCCAGUUUCAUGAUUAACGCCCUCCUGAUCCACCAUUACAAAAGAGGCGCUUGGUACCCGCGGGGAGGGAGCAGCGAAAUCGCAUUUCAUAUGAUUCCCGUUAUUGAGCAUGCCGGAGGAAGAGUGCUUGUACGGGCCCCAGUCUCACGGAUCCUGCUGACCAAUGGCAGAGCUACAGGUGUGGCAAUACAGAGAAAAGAGGGAGAGGUAUGCAUUAACGCACCAAUCGUCAUAUCAGAUGCUGGCAUCUUCAACACUUACAAUCGACUCCUGCCACCGGAGAUAAAAGAAGUACCAGAGGUGGCCUCGCUCCUCUCCAGGCUCCAGCAUGGAAUGGGCUGCUUUUUAACCUUCGUUGGUCUUCGCGGGACAAGUGAGGAACUUGGGUUGCAAUCCACCAAUCUCUGGAUCUACCCCGAGAACGAUCUCAAUGGCUUGAUGGAGAAGUUCUGGUCCUUGGAGUGGGAGGAUAUCUGUGAGGAUUUACCUCUGAUGUUUAUCACAUUCCCAUCUGGCAAGGAUCCGACUUACCAGCAGAGACACCCAGGCCGCUCCUGUAUGACUCUACUGACCAUGGCUCCUUAUAAGUGGUUUUCCGAGUGGAGUGGACAGACGCCACGGCACCGCGGGGACGAAUAUCACAGCAGGAAGAUGAAGCUGGCACAACACAUGGUUGAGAGAGCCAUACAGGAAUUCCCACAGCUUGAGGGCAAGAUUGAAUACAUGGAAGCUGCAACCCCAGUAAGUAAUGAGUAUUACCUACGGGCACCUCUAGGGUCAAUGUAUGGAGCUGAACAGAAUUGUAGCCGGUACCAAUGUGACAUUAUCAGCCGGACGAGGGCACAGACCUCAGUGCCAGGACUGUAUUUAACAGGGCAAGACGUAUUUAGCAGCGGAGUGGCGGGAGCUGUACAUGGAGGAUUGAUUUGCGCCUGUGCCGUUCUGAACCGUAUCUUGUACAUCGACUUAAUGAUGCUGAAAAAGCGCAUUAAACGCCGCAAGCAACUGAGGUGCUGCUAAUAGAGACAGAAACAUUGCCAGAAAGGUUACAACUUUUCUAAGUACGCGUUUACAGACAGCUCCACCCAGAACUCAUAGUUUACCUGUUUUGUAUGGUUCUUGACAAAUGGCGUCACAUUCUGGCUUUCGGUACGUUCGGGAUCUUCACCAGAAUUCCCAGUUUCCCUGCUUUGAUACUGACAAAGUCAAUUUAGUAUGUUCCCCAAAAUUAUUUUCUGUAAUGAGCGAUAAACAAAUAGUAAGGUAAGCCAGCUGCAAGAGUGACACGUUUCUAUAGCCCUGUGGAAGGGGGCGAGACACAAAGUAUUAAUGGAAAAUCCCACAUUUCAAGAUAUGUAAGAGGCCAGCAAAUGAUUUUAGCUACUGAUAUCCAAUCAAAAAUGCAAUAUCAGUUCAGAAUGACUAAAAUUCAAAAUUGUGUCCUGCGUGGUGUUAAAAAUUUGCAAUAAAAAUAUUUGAAUCCUACA